Molecule: messenger RNA, 414 nt
Organism: Strongylus vulgaris
Lineage: Eukaryota; Metazoa; Nematoda; Chromadorea; Rhabditida; Strongylidae
Source: the annotation of a GenBank genome assembly
AUGCCGCUAAUCAAGCGGGCAGUCUCACCAGUAGACGUUAGUCGGGUAAAAAUACCACCAGAAGUUACAAAUGGAGAACUUCAAUACGUGGCAAAUAGCUCAUUGGCGAAUCUUAUUAGACAGUUGAGCUCUAUCAGCAAGCAUGCAGAGCACAUAUUUGGUGAAAUCUACUUAGAAGCGAUGAAGUUGGAUCAUAAAUCCAAUACCCUUGAAAAGCGGAUAGCAAACCUCACAGAAAAGGUGUCCAAGUUGGAUUCAACCAAUGAGCAGGGUGAGUCAAAACAAGUCUUUUCGGCUUAUCUCAUGAGCAAACCCAGCUUGGGUGAACUACAAAUGCGGAAACCUUUCAAAAGUUCUAUGCUAGUUGAUCAGCAUACUUUGGACAGAAGCACGUUGCCAGUAGCUCUCGCUGAA